Messenger RNA from Melozone crissalis (California towhee), 399 nucleotides. RefSeq names its product heat shock factor protein 1-like. Gene Ontology annotation, molecular function: DNA-binding transcription factor activity; DNA binding. The record is from RefSeq and is a predicted model, not a curated record. NCBI's taxonomy places the organism in Eukaryota, Metazoa, Chordata, Aves, Passeriformes, Passerellidae. The transcript is spliced from 3 exons. The annotation marks the transcript as partial. Gene Ontology annotation, biological process: regulation of DNA-templated transcription.
CUCUUCAGCCCCUCGGUGCCGGUGCCGGACGUGACCCUGCCGGACCUGGACAGCAGCCUGGCCAGCAUCCAGGAUCUCCUCUCCAACCAGGAGCAGCAGAAACCGACGGAGACCGAGCCCGGCGCAGGGGACUCCGGGAAGCAGCUGGUUCCGUGCACGGUGCAGCCGCUGUUCCUGGUGGAUUCCAGCGCGGUCGACGUCGGCUCCGGGGAUCUCCCCAUUUUCUUCGAGCUGGGCGAGGGCCCCCCGAGCUUCCCGGACGGGGACGAGUACCCCGAGGAGUAUCCCGAGGAGUACGCGGAGGAGUAUCCCGAGGAGUAUCCCGAGGAGUAUCCCGAGGAGUAUCCCGAGGACCCCGCGCUCAUCCCGCCCGCGCCCAAGGACCCGGCCGUGUCCUAA